Molecule: messenger RNA, 675 nt
Organism: Nymphaea colorata (pocket water lily)
Lineage: Eukaryota; Viridiplantae; Streptophyta; Magnoliopsida; Nymphaeales; Nymphaeaceae
Exons: 4
Coding region: 36-371 (111 amino acids)
Biological process (GO): protein stabilization; negative regulation of apoptotic process
Source: RefSeq, a predicted model, not a curated record
GGAGGAGUCGGAGGAGGAGGAGGAGGAGGAGGAGGAUGGGGGCCGCUGAAGAAGUGAUCGAAGCGAGGGGGGUCGAUUCCAAGGAUCUCCAACAGCAGAGCAAAGCGUUCGACAAGCUCACCGACCAUGUCGAAGAUCGCCAACUCAACUCCGUCCGAGUCCAGGAGGCGAUGGCGUCGAUUGCAGCAUCUGCGGAGGCUGAUUGGAAUGCAAUGAAAAUGAGGGAGAAGGAAUUGGCUGCUGUAAAAAUCAAGCCUGGUGAUGUGGACAUAAUUGCAAAUGAACUUGAGUUGGACAAGAAAGUGGCUGAAAGGACACUACGUGAGCAUAAAGGUGAUGCUGUUGCUGCUAUUCGGUCAUUGCUCCGGUGAUGAUGUGUUCUCUUGGCUGCAGCUUCUCCCCAGUGCUUAUCCAUGGGCUCAGAAUGAGGUGUUAAUGGCAUUGCUAGCUUCAUAAGUUUUUUUUUUUUUACCCCAAGGGCAACAAAUCAUGACCUUCAAACAUACUGACUGGAGAAAAGAAUGUAACUUGAGAAUCACCUAUUGAUUUAACUCUCUCUCUCUCUCUCUCUCUCUCUCUCCCCCCCCCGCAAGUUUAUGCGAGUUCGAAAACAAGUGCAUGUUGUAACGUUUAUAUGCUGGAUUGAAAAUCCAAAGUUGCAAAAUGCAUCUUUCA